AUGGUCGACAAGCACAUCCGCAUAGACACAGACAGCGACGGCAACGAGUCGGACAGCGCGUCGCCCUCCAAGCGCGCCCGCUUGGACCACGACGAAGAGGAGGACCAGUCGGCGAACGCAUCGCCCCUCCCGCGCUCGACACCGCCCAGGGACCGCAAUGCGCAGGAUCAGGAGGACGACGAGAGUGAGGACGACGCGAUGAGCGAGGACGACGACGAGCAGAGGCAGGCGCUGGACGCCUUGCAACAGACUCAGCGCGAGGGGCCUUCGAGGAUCGCAGAGGCCGGCGUCAUCAAGCAGGUCACUCUGCAGAACUUCAUGUGCCAUGCUCACACGACCGUCGACUUCGGACCACAAGUCAACUUCCUCGUCGGCGUGAACGGGUCGGGCAAGUCGGCUGUCUUGACGGGAAUCACGAUGGCGCUCGGAGGGAAUGCCAAGACGACGAACCGCGGACAGAAGGGCGGGGACCUGAUCAUGGAGGGCAAGCCUUCGGCCCGCGUCUCCGUCACGCUCGCCAACAAAGGCGAAGACGCCUUCUUGCCGCACAUCUACGGGAGCGAGAUCACGGUCGAGCGCGUGCUGAACAAGACGGGGAGCGGGUCGUACAAGAUCAAGAAUGCGGAGGGCAAGGUCAUGGAUGGGAAGAAGUCGACGCUCGAUGCUAUCCUCGACAACUUCAACAUCCAGGUCGACAACCCGAUGACGGUUCUCACCCAGGACCAGUCUCGUCAGUUCCUCGCCUCUGCCUCGCCCAAGGACAAGUACACGUUCUUCCUCCGCGGCACGCAACUCGCCCAACUCACCGAAGAAUACGAGCAAAUCCGCGCCAACACCGAACAAAUGGAAGCCGCCCUCCAGCGCAAGAAGGAAGUCUUGCCCGAGCUGAAGGACGCGUAUAGGCGCGCGAAGGAGCGCGCGAAGGAGGCGCAGGCGGCGAUCGAGCAGCAGGGGAACUUGCAGGUUUUGGAGGACCAGUUGGCGUGGAGUUAUGUCAAGGAGGUCGAGGAUCGCAUCGAGUUCGGCGAGGACAAGAUUGCCGAGGAGCAGGCGAAGUUGCUCGGCAUGGAGGAAGAGCUCAAGAAGUACCAGGAUGAACUCGCUUUGCGCGAGAACAACAUCGCCGACCUCUCUUCUGCCGAGCGCGAGGCUCGUCAGGAGAUUGCGGAGAAGCAGCCGAGGCUUGACGAGCUGAAGGAGUUGCUCAAGGCCGACAAGGACCGCGCGACCAAGUGGAAGGCCUUCGAGCGCCAGAUUAACGCGACCGUUAGCCGCCUCACCGAGACCAUCGCCGACUUUGACCGCCAGAUCGCCGAGGAGGAGAAGAAGCUCUCGCGCGACCUCGAGGCCGAGCGGCGCCCGCUGCGCGACAACAUCGUCCGUGCGAACGAGGAAAUCGAGAAGCUGAGCAUCCAGAUGGUCCAGGCGCGCCAGGAGUCGACCGAGUUGUCGGACAAGUCGGAGCAGGUCUCGCCCGAGUACGACAACGUCAAGGCGCAGAUUGAGACGGCCCAGCAGCGCGACCGCGACGUCUUUGGACGGAUCGACCACACGAAGCGCACGCAGCAGAACACGAUGCUUGCGUACGGACCGCGCAUUCCCGAAGUGCUCAACGCUAUCAACCAGGAGGGCGGCUGGCGUGAGAAGCCAAUCGGCCCCAUCGGGAGGCACGUCAAGCUCGAGCGCCCAGAGUAUGCGCGCGUCCUCGAGUCGUUCUUCGGCCCGGCGCUCAACGCGUUCAUCGUGACCAACCACGAAGACGCCGCUAAGAUGCGCAGGAUCCGCGACUACUUCAAGCUCGACCACAACGUCCCGAUCAUCACGCAGCGCUACGACAACUCGUUCGACUUUUCGCAGGGCGAGCCCGACUCGAGCAUCCUCACCGUCCUCCGCGCAUGCAAGAUCGACCACCCGCUCGUCCUUCAGGUCCUCAUCGUCUCGUCCCGCAUCGAGCGUAGCGGAUUGGUCCCGACUCGUCCGGACGGUGACAACCUGAUGCGCACGAACCCGCGCAACGUUGAGGCCGCCUACUCGGGUGACUGCUUCCAGCUUCGCAACAACCAAGGCAGGUCAUCGUCGUCCGUCAUGGCGCCGUGGAAGGGCGCCCCUCGUCUCGUCAGCGACGUCUCCGGCCAGAUCGCCCGCCUCAACGAGGAGCGCGCAACGAUCCAGCAGGACAUUCAGCGCCUCGAGCAGAAGAAGGCCGAGUUGCACCAGCAGCUUGCGAGCUUCCACAGGCAGAAGCAGGAAGCCGACUCGAAGUUCGCGGCCGCCCAGAAGCGCACGCUCUCGCUCAACCGCAGCAUCCAGCAUUGGGACGCGCAGCUGACGGAGGAGCAGCCGAACAACAUUGCGGCGCUGCAGGAGAACAAGAGGGAAACGGAGGUCGAGCGCGAGAACGCCUUGGCGCAGUACAAGGCCGGUCUCGAGGCGCACAACGCCAACAAGGGCGACAUGGGCGCGAUCGCCGACGAGAAGGCCGAACUCGAGAACAACCAAACGGAGAGGGUUCAUUCCGAGAUCAGCGGCCUCAAGUCGAGGAUCGCGCUCGUCGACAAGGCCAAGACGACGUCCGAGAAGCGGAUCGAGCAGUUCAACGAAGAGCUCGAGGCGACGAAGCAGAUGCGCCAGGAACGCUACGACAUGGCGAUCGAGAUCUGCCCGCGCCCCGAGGUUGCCAAGCCGAAGGACGCGAAGAAGCUGCAGAAGGAGAUUGACCAGAUCGAGCGUGCGCUGAAGGAGCGCGAGAAGCGUCAAGGCGCAUCGAUUGAGCAGAUCCUCGAGGAGCUCGAGAAGCGCAAGCAAGUCGCGCAAGAGGCAGUUAAGUCGACCAACGAGAUUGCCACCCUGAUCAAAGGCAAGCUGCUGAAACCGUUCUUUCGCCUCUCGGAGGCUCUCUCGACCGCGUACGACAAUCGCGUUGGACGCUGGACCGACUUCCGCUCGCACAUCGCGCAGCGCGCAAAGAGCCAGUUCCAGCACCACCUCCGGCAGCGCGGCUUCAACGGCAAGCUCAAGUUUGAUCACAACAAGUGCCGCCUCAACAUCGUUGUCCAGACCGAGGACGCGCAGGAGGGCCAGAAGGCCAAGCAGAAGGACACGAAGAGUCUCUCGGGCGGAGAGAAGUCGUUCUCGACCAUCUGCUUCCUCUUGACGAUGUGGGAGGCGGUCGGGUGCCCGCUGCGCUGCCUCGACGAGUUUGACGUCUUCAUGGACGCCGUCAACCGUCGCAUCGCCAUGCGCAUGAUGAUCGACACAGCCAAGACGGCCGACCAGACGCAGUUCAUCCUCAUCACGCCGCAGGAGAUGAGCAGCAUCACUUGGGGCCCGGAGGUCAAGGUCAACAAGCUCGAGGACCCGAAGCGUUCGCAGGGCGCCCUCGCCCACGGCCGCUGA
This is a messenger RNA of Rhodotorula toruloides NP11, 3396 nucleotides long. Its product is annotated as DNA repair protein rad18. Gene Ontology annotation, molecular function: single-stranded DNA binding; damaged DNA binding. The record is from RefSeq and is a predicted model, not a curated record. Bases 1 to 3396 code for a protein of 1131 amino acids. Gene Ontology annotation, cellular component: nucleus; site of double-strand break; Smc5-Smc6 complex. NCBI's taxonomy places the organism in Eukaryota, Fungi, Basidiomycota, Microbotryomycetes, Sporidiobolales, Sporidiobolaceae. The transcript is spliced from 23 exons. Gene Ontology annotation, biological process: double-strand break repair via homologous recombination.